UGCAGUGCCUCAAGAGCAGUGCUGUGACUGUCCCAGAGAUGCUGCUCUUCGUAUCCACUCUGGAUGGAAACCUCCACGCAGUGAGUAAGAGCACAGGGGACAUCAAGUGGACCCUCAAGGAUGAUCCCAUUCUGCAGGUGCCUGUCUAUGUGGCAGAACCCGCGUUCCUCCCAGACCCCAAUGACGGCAGCCUCUACAUCCUGGGAGGGAAGAACAAGGAGGGCUUGAUGAAGCUCCCAUUCACCAUCCCAGAGCUGGUCCAGUCCUCGCCGUGCCGCAGCUCGGAUGGGGUGCUGUACACCGGGAAGAAGCAGGACACGUGGGUCAUCGUGGACCCCAAGUCAGGGGAGAAGCAGACCACGCUCUCUACAGAGGCCUGGGAUGGUCUGUGCCCGUCCAGUCCCCUGCUCUACAUCGGCCGGACCCAGUACAUCAUCACCAUGUACGACACCAAGUCACGGCAGCUGCGCUGGAACGCCACCUUCUCUGAGUACUCAGCACCGCUCUGCGAGGAGCAGCACCACUACAAGAUGGCUCACUUCGCAUCCAGUGGGGACGGGCUGGUGGUGACACUGGACAAGGAGAGUGGGGAGAUGCUGUGGGCACAGAACUAUGGCUCACCCGUGGUUGGCAUCUACAUGUGGCACCAGGACAGCCUGCGCCGCGUCCCACACCUCAACCUGGCCAUGGAGACCCUGCGCUACCUCACCUUCCACUCGCAGGACAUCCACUGGAGCCACCAGUCCUUGAGGGACUUCACCAGCACCAAGACCCAGCUGCUGCCGGCGCUGUACGUGGGGAAGCACGCAGCCAGCUUCUAUGCCCUGACAUCCCUGGUGCACAGCAGCGUGGCGCUGGUGCCACAGGGCAUCACACUGGCCAGGAUCGAUGGCCCCACCACAGAGGAGGUGACCAUGAGGGAGUCGGGGGAGUGUGAGAUCACACCCAGCACUGAUGUCAAGUACCCGCAGGGCAGCAUCACCGCGCUCCGCAACCAGUGGCUACUCAUAGGGCACCAUGAGCUGCCCCCCGUGGUGCACACCACGAUGCUGAGGGCGUUCCCAGAGAUCCUGAGGAAGACAACAGAAACCAUCAUCCCCAGGGCCCCGUCCGCCAGGACCCUGUUCGAUGAUUUCCUGGCCCCGAGCAGUGUGGAGGAGCCAUCCAUCCGCAGCGAGGAGCAGUUCCCAUUGGAUCCCGCACCGGGGGAGCAGGUGGAGGUGUACCCUGAUCCCAGUGCAUGGGAGCUGGUGACGGCUGCGGUGGGCACGGCUCUGCUGGGCGGGGGGAUGCUGCUCCUGCUGCUCACGAGGCUGCAGCGGCAGCACACGGAGCAGCAGCAGCAGCUGGAGAGGCAGAUCCAGCUCCUGCAGCAGCAGCAGGAGAUGCUGCUCCCCGGCCGGGGCUCCAGGGAUGCUGCUGCUGCGGAGCCAGGGCUGAGCCAGCACACAGCAUCCCAGCACCCGCAGGGCCCCUCGGCCCUACAGGACCUGGUUAAUGGGACCAGCAGUGCAGAUCCCACUGCCCCAGCGGCCGAUGGAGAUGCAGAACUGGACAUGGUUGUAGUUGGGAAAGUCUCCUUUAACCCCAAGGAUGUGUUGGGCCAUGGAGCUGGAGGAACCUUUGUCUUCAGGGGACGGUUCGAGGGCCGGAACGUGGCUGUGAAGCGGCUGCUGCCCGAGUGCUUCCACCUGGUGGACCGGGAGGUGCGGCUGCUGCGGGAGUCCGACGAGCACCCGCACGUCGUGCGCUACUUCUGCACCGAGAGGGACAGGCAGUUCCACUACAUUGCCAUCGAGCUCUGCUCUGCCACACUGCAGGAGUAUGUGGAAAGCCCCAGCUUUGACCGCCGUGGCCUGGACCCGGUGUCUCUGCUGCACCAGACCAUGUCCGGGCUGGCUCAUCUCCAUUCCCUCAGCAUCGCCCAUCGUGACCUGAAACCCUGUAACAUCCUCAUCUCUGCCCCAAACCCCCAUGGGCAGAUCCGAGCUGUCAUCUCCGACUUCGGCCUCUGCAAGAAGCUGCAGGGGGGACGACAGAGCUUCAGCCUCCGCUCCGGCAUCCCUGGCACUGAGGGAUGGAUGGCACCCGAGCUGCUGCAGGAGGCUCCAAAGGAGAACCCGACAUGUGCUGUGGACAUCUUCUCAGCCGGCUGCAUCUUCUACUACGUGUUGUCAGGGGGACAGCACCCGUUUGGGGACAGCUUGCGGCGACAGGCCAACAUCUUGUCAGGCUCUUACCAGCUGAGCUGCCUGGAGGAAGAAGCUCAUGACAAGCUGGUUGCCAGAGACCUGAUUGUGGCAAUGAUCAGCCCCGAGCCCCAGCACCGACCCUCAGCCCCCGUGGUCCUCGUGCAUCCCUUCUUCUGGAGCCGGGAGAAGCAGCUGCAGUUCUUCCAGGACGUCAGCGACCGCAUCGAGAAGGAGCCCUCUGAGGGUCCCAUUGCCUCUGCCCUGGAGGCAGGCGGGCGGGCGGUGGUGAGGACCAACUGGAGGAUGCACAUCUCCCUGCCGCUGCAGACCGACCUCAGGAAGUUCCGCACCUACAAGGGGGCCUCGGUGCGAGACCUGCUGCGGGCCAUGAGGAACAAGAAGCACCAUUACCAUGAGCUGCCGGCUGAGGUCCGCGCCACACUGGGCUCCGUCCCCGAUGCCUUUGUGCACUACUUCACCUCCCGCUUCCCCCGGCUGCUGCUGCACACACAUGGGGCCAUGAGGCUCUGUGCCCACGAGCGGCUCUUCCACCCCUACUACAGCCAGGGGCCGGCAGGUGAUGGGAAGUGAGCAGGAUGCACACUGGGACCACACCAGCCUCUGGGGCCACAUCCCUGGAGCAGCCCCGGGAGCUCUCCGGUGUCCCUGCACCCUCCAUGGGGUGAUGGGGGUCUCAGGACCGGUUGCCCAGUGUACAGGUGGGCUACAAGCAGCAUGACCCAGAGGAGCUGAGUACAGAGCAGCACUGCUCCUGCCUGAGCUCUGCUGAGCCCAAGAGGGACCCCCCUGGGCACCCACCUUUACAAGUGCUUGCUAAAAGCAUCUACAUGAGUGAUCCGGUGGCUGCCGAUGGACACGGUGCUUGUGUUUGCCUGAGGGUGGCUGCAGAGCAGGACACCAGCACAGCCAGGAUGGGGCCAGGCCACAGCAGGGGGAUCAGGGAGCUGCACCCUGUGCCACGUACCUGGGAGAGCAGCUCUGAGUGCAUCCAACCUGGCUGUGACCUGGACUGGGAACUCCUUCACAGCAUCAGACUGCUUGGGGUUGGAGGGAUGUUAAACCAACCCCUGCCAUGGGCAGGGACAGCUUCCACUAGAGCAGGGUGCUCCAAGCCUCAGUCUUGACGCUGGAGGUGAUGCCUCAGCACAGGUCAGCUCCUGGCACCAGCCCAGGGCUGCUGAGGACAAGGCAGCACCAGCCUGCAGGGGAGCGAGAGGCCUCCCAGUAAUGAAGCACAAUCCCAGUAAUGAAGUUUUAACCUCAGCUGGGCUGAGAAAUGCUUCUGGUGGCUGCAGCCUGGGACUGGGCCUGCCCAGAGCAGUGGAGCUGCUGUCCCAGGACACCAAGGCAGGGAUCACCCCAGGGAUCCUCCCAUGUUACCCCACAGCCUCCCUGCUGCCUCAGGGCUGUUCUGGUUUAUAGCAUCCCCAUGGGCAUGUAUUUAAUGCAGUAAGGUUUCCUCUUGGGAAAGGCAAUAAUUGUGUACAGUGUGAUUCCUGUGCUGGGGUGUGGGAUAUUGUCUUGCAGGUAACAAGGUGUUUGUACCUGGUUUCUUUUCAGGAUGCUGUAUGGUCUAGAGCCUUUUAUACUAAAUGUUAUUAAAAGACAACUAAAGA
Messenger RNA from Melopsittacus undulatus (budgerigar), 3829 nucleotides. RefSeq names its product endoplasmic reticulum to nucleus signaling 2 (gene ERN2). Gene Ontology annotation, biological process: mRNA processing; intrinsic apoptotic signaling pathway in response to endoplasmic reticulum stress; IRE1-mediated unfolded protein response. The coding region runs from base 39 to 2783 and encodes 914 amino acids. Gene Ontology annotation, molecular function: ATP binding; RNA endonuclease activity; protein serine/threonine kinase activity. Gene Ontology annotation, cellular component: IRE1-TRAF2-ASK1 complex. The record is from RefSeq and is a predicted model, not a curated record. Lineage: Eukaryota; Metazoa; Chordata; Aves; Psittaciformes; Psittaculidae. The transcript is spliced from 21 exons.